Molecule: messenger RNA, 1425 nt
Organism: Rhodofomes roseus
Lineage: Eukaryota; Fungi; Basidiomycota; Agaricomycetes; Polyporales; Fomitopsidaceae
Exons: 2
Coding region: 251-1267 (338 amino acids)
Source: RefSeq, a predicted model, not a curated record
CAUAAAGGUGGUUUGCAUCAGUCCGCGUAGCGCACCGACAUGCAUGUUCUGUGUAUGCAUCGAACCGCACCGCCUUCGAGUAAGGCAUUGACCAAUACACUGCUAUCUCCAAGCGUGCUUGAACCAGCGCGGCCAACCUUGGAUAGGCGUGCUCGAAGAACGCCUCAGGGGCCUAAUCCAUGCUGCGUGUCUAUAUAAUGACGGCCCCGGAGUUGGCUCAUACACCAUAAUCUUCACGCCCACGACGCAAAUGUUCCCGAACCGCCAACCUACUCGCAAGGGCACUUCGCGCCCGUCCGCACUUUCGCGCUUCGGCUCGGGCACCGCCAAAGCCCAGCCGAGCGAGGCCUCGUCGUCCACGCCAUCUUCCACGGCCGUAUCGAGCAGCCCUGCUUCGUCCGUCACCUCCCUUGCGCUCACCUCAGAGCCAGCCGAAGAGCCCGCACCCACAAAUGGUCGCAUGACGCCUUCCAAGGCCUCGACUAUGCCGACGAAGCGACAGCCUACCCGGCAGGAUUCCCUUCGGCCUUCUGCGCUGAAGCGGUUCAGCUCGAGCGCCGUCAGCCUGAUCAAGGGCCAGGGACAGACCAAUGGCGCCGAGACGUCCGUGUCCAAAGCUCCUGUCUCGGGCAGCCCGACAUCGUCGGUGAGCUCGCUCCCACUUGGCCCUGAUCCCGGAGAGGCUUCCGCGACGAGGAUAACUGAGGAACUGCGCAUGAAGCUGGAUGCAGCGGAGGAAACACUGGCAAAGGAACAGAGCAGAAUAGCAGCAUUCGAAGAGCGAAUCAAGGUCCUCGAAGUGGCCAAGGAGGAGGGCGACGCGAAUGAUAUCGCUCAGCAGGAGAGACUAGCUUCCUUGAACGCUCAGCUCGACGAGCUACAGGCACAGCUUGUACACUCCAGAGACGAAAUCGCCAGCAGAGAACGAGAGCUGUACACCGUACGGGCAGAAGCAGCGACGGAGAGGACAACACAAGGCGAGGUCCGGGGCAGGCUCGAAGGCGAGCUUGCGGACGUGCAGUCUCAGCUGGCAGAGGCGCAAGCGGAGUCACGCAGGAGAGUAGACGAGCUGGAAGCAGUGAGGCGCAAGACGGAAGAAGCGGUGUACGAGCGAAGCGCCAUGCAGCAGAAGGUCGACGACCUCGAGGCAGCGCUCAAGAAGGCACAGGAUGACGGCGAACAGGAGAAGAAGCGAAUGGGCGACGAGAUUGCUAAAUUGAAGGAGGAGUUGAAGAAGGCACAGUCGGGCGGAUGCGUUUUGCAAUGAGGGAGGUGGGAAGCGUAUGGGCACGUUGUGUCUCUAGACCUGAUGAUAUCAUUCACGGAGGCUGUCUAUGUAUAUUACCGUGACCCGGGCCUCAGAUUCGAGACGCAUCAGUAUCAGCGCGUGCAUAUUAUGGAAUGAACGCACGUCCCGUUGAGAGC